AUGGGUACACCUCAGCGAGACGUGACUAUUGAUUACGCAACUGCACAAAAAGAACUUCUAAUCGAAAAACAUUGCGCGUUUCUGACUGGUUACGGUCAAUCGCACAGUACAUAUCAAUAUGGCGUCACCGAUUAUCUUCAUAAGAUUGAUCGCAACUAUAUUGUGGAUUACAUACAGAAAUGUCAUGACAAAACAACUGGCGGAUAUGCACCGGCUCCCAAUCAUGAUUCGCAUUUAUUGUAUACAUUGUCAGCAGUACAAAUAUUAGUUCAGUUGGAUCGUGUUGAUAUGAUUGAUAAAGAAAGUUUAUGUUCGUAUAUAAAACAACUACAACAAGAAGAUGGCAGCUUCUUUGGUGAUCAAUGGGGUGAAAUAGACACACGUUUUUCUUUUUGUGCCAUUGCAUGUUUGAAAUUAAUCGAUUCAUUGCAUACUGUUGACAUCGAUCGUGCAACAGAUUUUAUUAUGAGUUGUUUGAAUUUUGAUGGCGGAUUCGGUUGUAUACCUGGCGCUGAAUCACAUGCAGGACAGAUCUACUGCUGUCUCGGAUUUCUAUCGCUUGUUCAACGUCUCGACAGAAUAGAUUUAUCGACAAGAAACAUGUUAGCAUGGUGGUUAUGUGAACGACAAUUGGAAAACUCCGGUGGAUUGAAUGGUCGACCCGAAAAGCUACCUGAUGUUUGCUAUUCUUGGUGGGUUUUGGCAUCGUUGAAAAUCCUCGGCAAACUUCAAUGGAUUAACAGUGAAAAACUAAGUAAAUUUAUUUUAGCUGCGCAAGAUGAUGAAACAGGUGGAUGUGCUGAUCGACCCGGUAAUAUACCUGAUCCAUUUCAUACAUUAUUUGGUGUUACCGGUUUAUCUUUACUCAAAGUUUUCGAUGAGAAUACAAUUAAACAAGUCAAUCCAGUUUUAUGCAUGCCUGAAUAUGUGAUCCAACGACGAGGAAUUACAAUGCAAUUACUAUAG
Molecule: messenger RNA, 966 nt
Organism: Adineta ricciae
Lineage: Eukaryota; Metazoa; Rotifera; Eurotatoria; Adinetida; Adinetidae
Source: the annotation of a GenBank genome assembly